AAGAUUUAAAAUUAAAUGGUUCUCAUUCAUCGGUCAGUUUAAACGGUGGUGGUCGUGAUUUGAACAGCUGAUAUAUAACAUCAUCCAGCGGAAAAUGUCUGAUGAAAAUAAAUCUAAUCAACAGUCAGCAGAUCCCGAGUUGGAUGAUCUCCUAAACAGUGCUCUAGAAGACUUUGAUCGAGUAUCCGUAACAAAUUCACAAAAACAAGAUGAAACAACGGGUUCGACAUCAAAAGAAGUAUCAAAAGAACCGGAAAAAUCCGCGGAAGCGCUAGCUGAUGACACAUGGUCACAGGAAUUUAUAAAACAAACAGCCUCACAGUUUGAAAAAAAUUUACAGAAAAUUAUGCAAAAUGGAGGUGAUGGAGAUUUUAAUGAUUCACUGGCAAAAAUGGCUCAGACAGUGGCUGAUUCCUUAGCAACUACUUCAAGAGCCGAAGAUGAAUCUACUGACGGCGAUGACAGUUUAGACUUUCAAGCAGCCAUAGCGCAAGCUUUCAAGGACAUAUCCAACACAACUGAGCAAAUGAAGGCUUCUGGGUCUGGUUUGAAUGAAACAGAGCUGCUGUCAAUGUUUGGACAGCCGUCAGACGAAUCCGGCGGUGAUCUAUUUCCAUUUAUGCAAGGAAUGAUGCAAUCAUUGUUAUCUAAAGAUGUCUUGUAUCCUCCUUUAAAGGAUUUAGUUGAUAAAUAUCCUGAUUGGUUGGAUGAAAAUAAAAGUAGCCUUGCUUCUGUUGAUUUUGAAAGAUAUACCCGGCAAUUUAUUCUCAUGCAAAAGGUGUGCAAAGAACUGGAGGCUGAAAAAAGUGAAGAUUCGGAUGACGUAAAAAGGGGACGAUUUGAUAAAGUCCUGGACCUUAUGCAUGAAAUGCAAACUUGCGGACAGCCACCAGAUGAUUUGAUUGGCGAGCAAUCGGGUCUGUUUCAGUUGGAUGCUGAGGGUAAUCCUGUGUUGCCACCGGGUGUUGAUCCCUCGAACUGUAGUAUUAUGUAAUUUUUUAAAACUUUUAUACGUAAUCAUGUGCAAGUGAUAUUUAAU
Messenger RNA from Microplitis mediator, 1039 nucleotides. It is a transcript of the gene Pex19, whose product is annotated as peroxisomal biogenesis factor 19. The transcript is spliced from 5 exons. Gene Ontology annotation, biological process: protein import into peroxisome membrane. Gene Ontology annotation, cellular component: peroxisomal membrane; peroxisome. The record is from RefSeq and is a predicted model, not a curated record. NCBI's taxonomy places the organism in Eukaryota, Metazoa, Arthropoda, Insecta, Hymenoptera, Braconidae. Bases 95 to 994 code for a protein of 299 amino acids.